AUGAGAAAUACGAUUCUGUUACCAGAUUGCAGCAGGAGAGAAGAUUCCUUUGAGCCAGGAAGAAAUACCUCUGCACGGCCAUGCCUUCGAAGCUAGAAUAUAUGCAGAAGAUCCUAACCAUAACUUCAUGCCUGAGACUGGACCACUAGUGCACCUCUCUAUCCCGCCAGCAGACCCUUGCACUAGAAUUGAAACUGGAGUACGGCAAGGAGAUGAAGUUUCUGUGCAUUAUGACCCCAUGAUUGCGAAGCUGGUCGUGUGGGGGGCAGAUCGCCAGGCGGCGUUGACAAAACUGAGGUACAGCCUUCGUCAGUACCAUAUUGUUGGACUGCACACCAACAUCAACUUCUUACUUAACCUGUCUGGCCACCCGGAGUUUGAAGCUGGGAACGUGCACACUGACUUCAUCCCUCAGCACCACAAAGAGCUGCUGCCCAGUCGGAAGGCUGCAGCCAAAGAGUCUUUAUGCCAGGCAGCCCUGGGCCUCAUCCUCAAGGAGAAGGCCAUGAGUGACGCCUUCACUCUCCAGACACAGGAUCAGUUCUCUCCAUUUUCAUCUAGCAGUGGAAGAAGACUGAAUCUCUCUUAUACCAGAAACAUGACUCUUAAAGAUGGUAAAAACAAUGUAGCCAUAGCUGUAACAUAUAACCAUGAUGGGUCUUACAGCAUGCAGAUUGAAGAUAAAACUUUCCAAGUCCUUGGUGAUAUUUACAGCGAGGGAGACUGCACUUACCUGAAAUGUUCUGUUAAUGGAGUUACUAGUACAGUUAAGCUGCUUAUCCUGGAAAACACUCUUUACCUAUUUUCCAAGGAAGGAAGUGUUGAGAUUGACAUUCCAGUCCCCAAAUACUUAUCUUCUGUGGGCUCAGAAGGAACUCAGGGAGACCCCUUAGCUCCUAUGACUGGAACCAUUGAAAAGGUAUUUGUUAAAGCCGGAGACAGAGUGAAAGCUGGAGAUUCCCUAAUGGUUAUGAUCGCCAUGAAGAUGGAGCAUACCAUAAAGGCUCCAAAGGAUGGUACAGUAAAGAAAGUGCUCUGCAGAGAAGGUGCACAGGCCAGCAGACACACUCUGUUAGUCGAGUUUGAGGAGGAAGAACCGGACAAAAGGAACUCGGAAUAAACUGCAGGAAGGAAAUGGUCAGUGAAGUAGUGUCUUCUCGCUCCACCAAAAAGAGAAACUGCCUCUUGCUUUUCUCGGGGUCUCUUAAGGCACAGUUUUACUAAAUGAUCGUAUGCUUGUGCCUUUCACAUUUGAAAAUCAUGCAUCUGGGUCACAAAUAUAAAUUAUCUCCAAAAUUUCCUACUAAUAAAGUUGAAUCAUUCUUUUUUAUUGGAAGCUAAUGUUUGUUUCUGCCUCAAAUUUUAUACAGUGUAUUCUCUUUGAGGAAGGGGGGAAGAGAAAAGGUCAUUUAACUGAUGAAGUAAUUUCCAGUUGCAGUUAUAAUGAAAAUGGGCAGCAACAUGUUUCAGAGACAGAUGUCCUGGAGCUCA
Molecule: messenger RNA, 1491 nt
Organism: Cebus imitator (Panamanian white-faced capuchin)
Lineage: Eukaryota; Metazoa; Chordata; Mammalia; Primates; Cebidae
Product: methylcrotonoyl-CoA carboxylase subunit alpha, mitochondrial-like
Exons: 9
Coding region: 128-1120 (330 amino acids)
Cellular component (GO): mitochondrion
Molecular function (GO): methylcrotonoyl-CoA carboxylase activity
Source: RefSeq, a predicted model, not a curated record